Ixodes scapularis (black-legged tick) is the source of this 411-nucleotide messenger RNA. Its product is annotated as piggyBac transposable element-derived protein 4-like. The record is from RefSeq and is a predicted model, not a curated record. Lineage: Eukaryota; Metazoa; Arthropoda; Arachnida; Ixodida; Ixodidae. Bases 1 to 411 code for a protein of 136 amino acids. The transcript has a single exon.
AUGCCACCAGCCGACAGCUCACCGAAGGAUAAACUGUUCAAGAUUCGCCCGCCUCUCGAGAUGCUGCUCCCGAAAUUCGAGGAGAUUCCUCAGGAACAAUGUCUCUGUGUGGACGAACAGAUAGUACCAUUCAAAGGGCACUCCAGCAUCAAGCAAUACCUCCCCAAGAAGCCUCACAAGUGGGGUUACAAGAUAUUCAUACUUUGUCACUCCAGCGGUGUUGUACACUCUUUUGACGUGUACACAGGCCACAUAGAUCAAGUGCCGGGGUUUCCUGACAUUGGGGCCAGUGGUAACGUCGUCAUAAAGCUCGCUCAGUGCGUGCAGCCUCAACUGAGCCACCUUCUAUACUUUGACAAUUGGUUCAUAUCUCUGAAGCUUUUCAUAAGUUUGGCACAAAGAGGCAUAUAG